CUGCAAAUGGAACCUUGCGACAUUUCUUCUUACCAUGUCGAGUCGUUUAAUUAUUUGGCACAAAAGGGCAUUAAAUUAGCAGCGUUAGAUGUUCCGGCCGAGAAGUUCCGAAUGGAGAAUGGCGAUGCAGUUGAACUAAAGUAUACCGGCGCAGAACUUGGUUAUCCAGCCAUAGAAAAUUCAGGCGCCGGCAAUGUAGACAUGUUGAAAAUUUAUCCAAGUGAGUGUCGGCAAAGGGGUUUAACUUACAGGGCUCCACUAAAGGUCGUUAUUCAAAUAUUUGUAAAUGGCAUCCGAAUAGAGUCUUGUGAAUGUUUGGCUGGAGAGGAACUUUUCGAUGGUAACAAGCAUAUUCAGGUUCCAAUAAUGUUACGGUCAAUUCGGUGCCAUUUGUACGGUCUUUCGAAACAGCAGCUGGUUGCUCGAGGCGAAGAAGCGACAGAAAAAGGAGGAUACUUUAUAUGCAAAGGGAGUGAGAAGGUGAUUCGACUGCUAGUAGCCAAUCGCCAAAACUAUCCUCUUGCAAUUGUUAGACGUUCUUUUCGUGAGAAGGGUAAGAUGUUUACGCAGUACGGUGUGAUGAUUCGAUGCGUGAGAGAAAGUCAUUCAGCUGCAAUGCUUACUCUCCAUUAUCAGGAAAGUGGCGCAAUUUGUGUUGCAAUACAGUUUCGCCGGGAAUUGUUUUAUAUACCCUUAAUGUAUAUUUUGAAAGCCCUUGUGCCAAUGACAGACAUAACAAUUCGUGAUCAUCUUGUUAGAGGUCGUAGUGGUGACAAUUUCUGGAAAGGUUGCGUGAACUCAAUGUUAGCAAUAUGCCAAGAGGAUGGUGUAAUAAAUCAAGAAAAAGCUUUGAAUCUCCUAGGUAGCAAGUUCAGAGUCAUACUUGGUGAAAGAGUCGGUCCAUGGGAAACAGAUGCUGACGUUGCACGUUAUUUGCUGCGCUAUUGCGUUGCAAUUCACUUGAACAGUAAUGAGGAUAAGUUCUUUUUACUUGCUUAUAUGACACAAAAGUUGGUGGCCCUAGUGAAUGGCGAAUGUGCGCCGGAAUCUCCUGACAACCCUCAGUUCCAGGAGGGGCUUGUUUCCGGUCAUAUAAUUUUACUUAUUAUCAGAGAGCGAUUGGAACUCCUAUUAAAUACUGCACGGAGAAGAAUAGAAUCUAAUGAGAAACGCAAGACGCUUCAAGCCACUCUUACGAGUCGGGAUUUGUUGAAGGCGAUUGGUAACCAACGAGGAGGUGGUCCUGUAACACAUGGUUUAGAAUUUUUUCUGGCCACGGGUAACUUGAUCACGAGAGGCGGUCUUGGAUUGCAACAGGACACAGGCUUCUCUGUAAUUGCUGAAAGGAUCAACCACUUACGAUUCGUCUCUCAUUUCAGGCAAUUGUUACAGCAUAUCCUAAAAUAUCCAAUUUGGUUAAAGCGAGCUAUACAUCGCGGAGCAUUCUUUAUGGAAAUGCGCACCACAGAUGUGCGAAAGUUACGCCCUGAAGCAUGGGGUUUCAUUUGUCCUGUACACACCCCAGAUGGAGCUCCUUGUGGUUUACUAAAUCACGUAACGGCAAAUGUUCGCAUAGUAACUGAUUUAUCUCAUACUGAGGGACUACUGCAGUAUCUAGGUGAACUCGGAAUUUUUGGGCAUCAUGAACGUGCGUUUGAGUUAUCUCAAAAGUUGUACAAUGUAAUGGUCGAUGGUCGUUUCGUUGGUUACGUGCCAGUAAAGAAAGCAAAAUUGGUUGAACACCAGCUUCGCCUGGCCAAAGUUAGCGCUAAUGACUCCAGAGUUCCUUAUGUGUCAGAAAUUACUUUAAUUGAAUACUCACCUGACCCAUCCAAAAUACAGACGCAAUAUCCAGGCUUAUAUAUUUUUACUGGCCCAGCUCGAUUAGUACGGCCAGUCUACAACUUAGUAGCCAAAUGCACAGAGUUGAUAGGUACUUUUGAGCAAGUUUAUCUUUCAAUUUGUAUUGACCCCGAGGAAGCCGAGCCUGGUGUUACGCAGCAUCAAGAGCAACAUCCCAGCUGUCUGUUCAGUUUCGCUGCCAAUCUUAUUCCUUUUCCUGACCACAACCAAUCACCUCGGAACGUUUAUCAAUGUCAGAUGGGUAAACAAACGAUGGGGACUCCAGUUCAUGCUUGGCAUUGCAGAGCUGACAACAAGAUGUAUCGUUUGCAGUUCCCACAAGACCCUUUACUCAUGUUGGAAGCAUACCGAGUGUAUGAGAUGGGUGAAUACCCUUUAGGAACAAAUGCUUGUGUGGCAGUUAUAUCUUACACUGGAUAUGACAUGGAGGACGCUAUGGUAAUCAAUAAAAGUUCCUUCCAAAGAGGCUUUGCCCAUGGGACAGUAAUUAAAGUUGAAAGAUUAAAUCUGGCGGUGGACGCGGCAACUGCAAACCUUGUUUUUUUAUCGGAUCCGUCACAUCAAUAUGAUUCCAUUGGUGAGGAUGGGUUACCAAUUCCAGGUCGCUUGUACAACGAAAAUGAUCCAUAUUGUUCUGUUUUUGAUCUGGACAAUGGAAAUUAUCGUAUUUAUAAAUACAAGGCUAGUGAAGCUGCAUUUUGUGGAUUAGUUCGUAUUGUUUACGAAAGCGCUUAUGUUGGGAAACGUCAUGCUUUAAUACAGUGGCGCAUUCAACGUAAUCCAAUUAUCGGCGAUAAAUUUGCAUCCCGUCAUGGGCAGAAGGGAAUUAAUUCUUUCCUGUGGCCUGCGGAGUCGAUGCCAUUUUCUGAAUCAGGGAUGGUUCCUGAUAUUAUUUUUAAUCCUCACGGCUUUCCAUCACGUAUGACUAUAGGCAUGAUGAUAGAAAGUAUGGCUGGUAAAGCGGCUGCUAUGCAUGGUGCUAUUUACGAUGCUUCUCCUUUCGUCUUCAAUGAAGAUUCUACUGCAAUUGAUUAUUUCGGUAAACUGCUUACAUCGGCUGGUUAUAAUUACUACGGUAAUGAAACAAUGUAUUCUGGUGUGGAUGGACGCGAAAUGGAAGUGCAAAUUUUCUUUGGUAUAGUUUAUUACCAAAGGCUGAGGCAUAUGGUAGCAGAUAAAUUUCAAGUACGCGCUACUGGUCCGGUAGACCCAGCAACACUGCAGCCUGUAAAAGGCAGAAAGAAAGGUGGCGGCAUUCGAUUUGGUGAAAUGGAACGCGAUGCUGUGAUUGCACAUGGCGCUGCAUUUGCUCUUCAUGAUCGCCUAUUUAACUGUUCGGAUCGUGACCUUGCUUAUGUCUGCGCGCGGUGCAAGUCUAUUGUGUCCACUAUGAGGGCUUCUCUUCUGUCUCUUCGAGAUGCAAAAAAGAAAUCUCUUGAGGACUUUACUGAAAAGCAAAUCUGCCGAAUGUGCAGGAAGAGUGAUGAAAUUUAUGCAGUCGAAGUACCCCGGGUUCUAAGAUUCUUGGCUUCAGAAUUAUCCACUGUAAAUAUUAAUCUGCAGUUCGAAAUCAAAAUGUCUUCUGGGAUGGCGCAGUAA
Molecule: messenger RNA, 3462 nt
Organism: Enterobius vermicularis (human pinworm)
Lineage: Eukaryota; Metazoa; Nematoda; Chromadorea; Rhabditida; Oxyuridae
Source: the annotation of a GenBank genome assembly